Molecule: messenger RNA, 822 nt
Organism: Ostertagia ostertagi
Lineage: Eukaryota; Metazoa; Nematoda; Chromadorea; Rhabditida; Trichostrongylidae
Source: the annotation of a GenBank genome assembly
GUUUUCAGCUUUGAUCUUGGGUCGGCAGCAUCGCCAUGCGCCUACUACAAAGCGCUCCAUGAAGUGCGAACAUUGUUCUCGUUCGCCGCUCAAAUCGGUCUUGAACUGAACACUGUGAACCUUGGUGGUGGUUUCCCUGCCGGCAAGGUGGACAAAGAGCAAAGAUUUCCUGAGAUGUGCGAUGUGAUCAAUGCCGGUCUAGAUCAGCUGUUCUCUUGCAGAGAGUUUCCAGAACUGAAAGUGAUUGCGACGCCAGGAAGAUAUUUCGCUGCCGCUGCAUUUGUACUAUGCACCAACGUGAUCGGAAAGCAAGCACUGGAAGCGCGUCACAUCACGAAAGACGAUUUCGACGAUGGUGUUGGAUUUGUUUAUCAAACCAACGACAGCGUAUAUGGAUCGUUUGGAUGUGUGUUGAUGAAUUCGCAACCGUUGUGCACUCCUUUGGAUGAAAUCGCCGAUGCACCUCAGCAUUUUGGAACUGUGCUUGGCGCAUCACUCCAGCCAGGAGACGUAGCCCAGUCGCUGAUUCGCUGUCGUCAACUCUGUGUUGGCGAGUGGCUUCUCUGGAAAGAUGCUGGAGCGUACACGAUGCCGCUUGAUGGAGAGCACGCGCUACCACCUGUUUAUUAUUAUGCUGGCAUUGAUGAGUGGAACCGUAUUAUUGGUGUGAGUAAGGCGAGUAGCGCCUAUACCAACGAUGGCGCUAUGAGUUCGGAUGCAAUGGAAACGGCAUCCGAUGGAGCGAGUGAUGUGGAGAGUCUCGACGACGACGGCGAGGAUUUGACCGAGUGCUUUGAUCGAGUGUUCUUCUACUCGCUGUGA